This is a messenger RNA of Magallana angulata, 2673 nucleotides long. RefSeq lists its product as uncharacterized. The transcript is spliced from 2 exons. NCBI's taxonomy places the organism in Eukaryota, Metazoa, Mollusca, Bivalvia, Ostreida, Ostreidae. The record is from RefSeq and is a predicted model, not a curated record. Bases 57 to 1991 code for a protein of 644 amino acids.
CUUUUUUCUGCAUGCUUAUAAAAACAGUCUAUACGACAAAAUUGAGGUGUUGAGCAAUGGAAGAACAUACAUGUAGAAGACAUCUGCAUAGAAACGCAGAAAGAAAUGCUAUACAUGAAAACAGCGUUAAUGCCAUGUAUCUUUGGAAGAUUCUGCAAAUUGUAAUUUUAUCGGAACAGCAUAUACGAACUUACAGAGAAUGUAUAGACUUGUAUAUGAAAGUUAUGUGUGCAAAUAAGAAAAAUCGCGAUUACUUUACUGGCAGUAGAGGUGAGGGAUUUCAUUUCGAUUGGAGUGACAUUGACAUUUUGAAAUCCUCCCUUUCGAAUUAUGUUUCUAUGGACAGCGGAUUAAUGCAAUCGAAAUUAAAUUGUGAAAUCCUAGCAAUAGAAAAAGACUGUCCACCAGGAUAUUGUAAACUUUGCUUCAGGGAUAUAAGUGGGUGUUCCAAUCAGAUGGAAUACCAGUAUAUAUCUCGGGUUACUUUUUUAAAUCAGAGAAAACUUUUUAGCUACAAUUCAAACUCUGAUUAUCAUAUGCAUGGGCCUUGUUUAUCGUCUAAUCAUUGGUAUGGACUUGAUGUCUGUAAUGCAUUGCCAAUUCAUCCAGAUUUUUCAAAUGCGUUUUUGAAAAACUUUUCUACAAAAUUUUGGAACAAUGUUAAAUCAAAAGUUAUUAACGAAAGUAUAACUGUAAUGCACUGUGUUCCUAAAGGUCCAGAAAAGGGAGACGACGAGGGACAUCAAUGGCUGAUAUCGUUUGCCGUUCUUGAGCAGCAUAUUGUGCGUUCGUUGAACCACGUUCAGUUUUGUUGUUACGGAUUGAUGAAAAUUCUUCUACAUUUGGAAAUUGACUCCUGUUCCGAAACAAAAGACACCCUUUCUUCGUACCAUUUAAAAACCGUUCUGUUCCAUGUUCUAGAAGAUGUUCAUUCUGAGUUCUGGAUUCCGCAGAAUAUAUUUUACAGCAUACGUAUAUGUUUGACACGACUGUUGUUUUAUGUGUUCAAAGGAUGUUGUCCUCAUUAUUUCAAACCAGAAUGCAAUCUUCUCUUGAAAAAGAAAAUCUUUGAAAAAAAGAAAACACUUGAGAAAAAAAUAUUUGAAACUCUAAAAUUUGAUAUAAGUGGCAUUUGUUUGUCUAUACAUGCGUGUUUAUCGAUUAAUGGUAUGUUAUGCCCAGACUUGACAUUUUCGGACCGGAAUAACAGAAUACAAACCAAUAAUUGUUUAUCAUUGUUAGAUUUUUUUAUGUCUGAGAAAAUUGCCUCAUUCAUAAAAUUAUUUAUAACAAAAUGUAUGGUGAAGGGUUAUCGGACCACUUACAGUGAAUGUAUAGAUUCUAUAAUAAUGAUCAUGAAUCUUCUUCAGACGGAGCAAGAUCAACUGAAAAUAGAUCUUCUUAAGCAUUUGUUCCUUUUACUGAUCAGAAGAAUCGGAAUUAUACUGUACGACAAAUUCAUACUCACUGGAUAUAAAGAUUAUCUACUUUCGGCAGAGACAGCUUUUAUGUUAUUCACGCAUGCUGGUGUUUAUUCCUAUGCAUACCUUGCUACACUUUGGUAUUGUCAAGGUAGAUAUUUUCGAUGUCGCAGUUUGAUUUACAGCGCUCUGGAUAAACCACUACUUCUUCUCGAACGUGUAGAAUUUGAUUUCGCAUCCUUUAUAAUGGAUAUCGAAUUGGGAACAAUAGAACUAUAUAGAGCUAGUAACCUUUGUCCAAAAGAUUUAAAAGAUGAUGUUCAAAGUUGUUUAACGGCAGAAUUUAUAGUGUACGGUAACUCAUAUAUGCUAUUUUUAGCCUUUCUAUGCUCUUGUGAAAUGAAUUUCAUUGACGAGGGAAUUACUUUUAAUUGCUUGCAGCAAUCAUUUCAUUCAAUAGGAUUUGGUUUGCUAAGCGAUAUUAUUCAUCAAAAUUCGAAACGACUGAUGCAGAUUGCAACUAAUAAACUUUAUAUUGAAUAUUUCUUGUAUUUGAUACGAUUUUUUUAGUAAAAAUCAUUUUUUCAGGUGAACCCAAAAUUUGAAGUGACUUUGUUAUUAUGUGAACAUCUAAGGGUUCUAAUAGGUCAUACACUGUACCUUAAAACUGUCCUCACAGGUUCACAAUAUAAAUAUACAAUGUACACAACUAAGUACUAGACAUGUAUUUACUUAUUUCAGUUAACUCGGUACUGGGAUUUUAUAGGGCAUAAUCAUGAUAUUUAAGUAAAAGUUUAUUGAGCUAGGUAAGUUUGAUAUAAAUUGUAUAUGUACUAUUACACACAGCUUGAUUUAACACUUUUUAUAGAAAUUCGAAAGUAUUUUAAGUUUAAUGCUCACAUUUGCCAAUAUGUUUCCUCAUAUGAACCUAUAGAAUAGCGAACACAUUCAAAUUCUUUGUGAACUAUUCCAUGUCGUCACAAUGAUUAUGGCAUGCGUUUAUAUUAUUGCUUGUGGGUUGGAUUCUUGUAAACAUAAAAACAUUGUAAUUCUAACAAUUUUAACCAUUUUACAUUUUAAUUGCAAAUAUUAGUAAAUCAUAGCAAAGUUAAAAAGUUCACCGGGAAAUAAACUUGGUUGGUACAUGAUUUAAAAAUCUUUUGAGAAGCAUGUCGGGCCUCACAGGAUUUGAUUACGUGACCAACCAAGUUCCUUUCCCGGUAAACGUUUUAAAUUGCUAUUUAUUUCUAAA